AUGGAAGUCAAUGUGGAAAUGCAGUCCAACGAUCUGGAUUCCACUCACAGCAGCACAAAGCCUGGGAUUCAUGACAGGGAUCCCAAAAGAGUCAACCAGUGCCUAAAGGUCACGUUUGAAGAUGUGAUUGCAGAGCCGUCAUCGGUGCGGAGCUUUGAUAAAGUGUGGUUGUGGAGUCACGCCCUGUUUGAGGUGUCCAGACUGUGGUGUUACCGCCUCAUCUCCCUCCUGCUGGCCGUUCCAGUCUCACUGGCAGCUGGACUCCUGUUUGCCGUGGUCAGCUGCCUUCAUAUUUGGCUCAUUAUGCCCUGUGUGCAGCUCCUUUUCAUCAACAUGCACUGGGUCCGGACUGUGUGGGGGGGCUUCCUCCACAUCCUCAUCAGCCCCCUUUCAGCCAGUAUUGGGAAGUGCUGCAGUGGCAUUAGCAUCACUCUAAAAAAAGAUGAAGACAGGCAAACACAGACAAGAAUUCUCUGA
Messenger RNA from Sphaeramia orbicularis (orbiculate cardinalfish), 477 nucleotides. Its product is annotated as caveolin-2-like. Gene Ontology annotation, biological process: caveola assembly; regulation of cytosolic calcium ion concentration; cell differentiation. Lineage: Eukaryota; Metazoa; Chordata; Actinopteri; Kurtiformes; Apogonidae. Gene Ontology annotation, cellular component: sarcolemma; focal adhesion; caveola. The record is from RefSeq and is a predicted model, not a curated record. The transcript is spliced from 3 exons. Bases 1 to 477 code for a protein of 158 amino acids. Gene Ontology annotation, molecular function: molecular adaptor activity.